Messenger RNA from Cololabis saira (Pacific saury), 1479 nucleotides. RefSeq names its product acetylserotonin O-methyltransferase (gene asmt). Lineage: Eukaryota; Metazoa; Chordata; Actinopteri; Beloniformes; Belonidae. The record is from RefSeq and is a predicted model, not a curated record. The transcript has 8 exons. The coding region runs from base 43 to 1119 and encodes 358 amino acids. Gene Ontology annotation, molecular function: O-methyltransferase activity.
ACCGACACGCUCAGUCCUACCCUGGGGAGUUCUGUCCAAACUAUGGCUGAAUGUGAGGAGGUGGUUUCUGCCGAGGGGACACCUGCUGCAGACAUGUACCCCAGGAAAAUACUGGAGUACAUGGAGGGAUUCCUGAUCUCCAAGACGGUGUUCACCUCCUGCGAGCUGGGCGUGUUUGAUGUGUUGUCGUCUGCAGAGCGUCCCCUGUCGGCAGAGGAGAUCAGUCAGGCGGUGGGCGCCAGUCUGGACGGCACAGAGAGGCUGUUGGCCGCCUGCACUGGCCUGCAGCUCCUCAACACACACCGUGACAACGCACAAGUGUUUUACAGUAACACGGAGCAGGCCAGUGUCUUCCUCACCCGCUCCAGCCCUCUGUCCCUCUUCCAAUCCAUCCAGUACUGCUCCAGAACCAUCUACCUCUGCUGGCACCAUCUCACUGAUGCUGUCAGAGAGGGAAAAAACCAGUAUGAAAAGGCUUUUGGAGUCAGCUCAAAAGACCUGUUUCAAGCUCUCUACAGGUCUGAUGAGGAAAUGGUGAAAUUCAUGCACUUGAUGAACUCUAUUUGGAACAUCUGUGGUAAAGACGUGAUCACGGCCUUUGAUCUUUCGCCUUUUAAGGCCAUCUGUGACCUUGGAGGCUGCAGUGGAGCAUUAGCCAAGCAGUGCACGUCAAUCUACCCAGAAUGCACUGUGACCAUCUUUGACCUCCCCAAGGUGGUGCGUAUGUCGAAGGGACACUUUGUCAACGAGGCUGACCAGAGGAUAAGCUUCCACGAGGGGGACUUCUUCAAGGAUCCUCUCCCAGUGGCUGACCUCUAUAUUCUUGCCAGAAUCCUUCAUGACUGGACAGACGAACGCUGCAUAGAGCUGCUCCUUAGAAUCUAUAACGCCUGCAAACCAGGCGGUGCUGUGCUGCUAGUGGAGGCGCUUCUCAAUGAGGACGGCUCUGGGCCUCUGACGGUGCAGCUCUACUCCCUGAACAUGCUGGUGCAGACGGAGGGCAGAGAGAGGACAGAUGCUCAGUAUGCUGCCCUGCUGGCAGCUGCUGGCUUCACCAACAUCCAGCACCGUCUCACUGGGAAGAUCUAUGAUGUGGUUAUGGGUUGCAAAGAGGCGUGAGAGAUGAAGAGAAGUAGGUGAUGCUCUCAGGCAUCUCCAGACUGAAGACUCAUCUAGAAGGAGAAAAAAAAGGACUCAGACAUUUUUUAAUUCACUCAUGCUCAAAUAAAGUUUUUUCUUAUUAAAAAAAGAAAAGAUAACUUUAUCUGCAGCAUUUUAGUACCACACCUGCUCUUAAAAUCAAUCUGUCAGACUCAUAAAAUGGUCGCAACCAGUUUAAUAUUGUGUCUUAUUGUAUUGAGAAGUUGGGCGUAGUUUGUUGUAUACUGCCCAAAAUCUUUGUCUUGUAUGUGUCUUGUAUGUGUUUCACACAUACAAAAAUAAAUAAAUAAAUAGAAUCAAAGAAUACCUUAUUUUGAG